Bipolaris maydis ATCC 48331 is the source of this 489-nucleotide messenger RNA. NCBI's taxonomy places the organism in Eukaryota, Fungi, Ascomycota, Dothideomycetes, Pleosporales, Pleosporaceae. The record is from RefSeq and is a predicted model, not a curated record.
CCGGUGACGGCAGAGGGAUUUACAAUGUUGCACGACCUAAUCAAGCGUGAUGUUUAUGCGUCUGACGAGGCGAGCAGGCAACGCUUAGAGAGGCGUGUGCAGAAGCUUGCGAGUGCCGCCAAGAUAUCCGUUGCCAAACAGAGCCUCCUACAGGACCACAAUCGCCUUCUGUAUAACGUCAACAACGAGGCCAAGGUCCGCCGAACGACCCGCUCGUUAGUUCUCCAGGAUGGAAAGGGAGAGGGCAAGGUGAUGCGCUGGGAGGACCUCGAAAGGGCACGAGCGGAACGCGCUACUAAAGAGAUGGCAGCUAGGGGGAAGGGCAAAAGAAAGCAUGGUCGAAAGCGCAAGACACCUAGAAAAGAAGAAGAAGAAGUGAUAUCUCUAGAGACAGAAGCGGGCCCGUCAAGGCUGAGGGAAAGACCAUCGAAAAAACGUAGGGUCCAGGAGCCUGCGCCAUGGAGGGCACCAGUGGCGACAAUGUAUUGA